GACGCGAUAGAAAAGCUACCAAAGAGGUGAAGAAUUUUUCGUAUAUAUUUCGUCGUCGGUUGAGGCGAAAUUUUAAUGUGUAUAUGUUUGGAAAAAAAUGGCUUUUCUAAGGGGUACACUCGCUAGUUUAUUAAUCCUAAGCUUUAGCUUUGUAGCCAACAUCGAAGGCAGAGUAAACCUUCCAACUGAAACAAUCAACGCCGAUGAUCCUAAGAUUUUCACAAAGGUAUACGAAAAUUCCAUCGACAUGCUGGAAAAUGACGUGGCUCGAAACGCGAUCGUGAAAUUCCUCAACGAUGUUAAAGAAAUCAUGGAUAAUAAAACCGCCUACGAAAUUUUGACCGGUAUAUCAGCCACCGCCAAGGUGAUAUUUUCCCACGAAACUGGCCACCAGACUGUGAAAGCCCUUUCUAACGGAGUCACCGAUAUCUUAGUCGAUGGCAAUACCUCAAAAUCAAUUCAAGCCGGAGUUAACGGUAUCGAGAGUGUGUUAAGUUUAGAAAAUACUUUGAAAUUGGCCGAACUCGAGCAUGCAGCUUUUAAAGAAUUAGUCGUAUUACCCCAGACGCCUCAAGCUAUCAGUAUGGUUGGUAGUGGUUUGAAGAGGCUCAUAGAUCAGAAAGGUAUCAACACCGCUAUAAAGAACGCGUAUAAAAAUCUCGUUGGAAUGGUGAAGAAAAUGUAAUCGAUAAGAUUAACAUUUAAUUCGCGGUAUGAAUCAUGCAUCUAUGUUUCGUAUCAAUUUCAUAUUCAAAUUUAAUGUAUCAGGAUAACUCAUAAGUACCAUUCAUUCAAUAUAAAUAAUUAUACCUGAAA
Molecule: messenger RNA, 816 nt
Organism: Planococcus citri (citrus mealybug)
Lineage: Eukaryota; Metazoa; Arthropoda; Insecta; Hemiptera; Pseudococcidae
Exons: 2
Coding region: 98-685 (195 amino acids)
Source: RefSeq, a predicted model, not a curated record